GAAUUCGUGCACUCGGAUCAGCAAUUCGGCUCUUCGGAUAAGCCACGUGUAUAAGCUCUCUCCUACACCGCAGACAUGAAAGCUUUUGCGACCUUGCCUAAUUAGGGCAUAGUGUUCCAUAGGUCACACUUCAGAACACAUUUUCAGAGCAUUUGCAACGGGAAUGAAUGCCUUCAUGCCUGCAGUGCUAGUACUAUCGCGUCGUCCUCUCAAAGGCGACGGUCUACGCGCGUAUUCUAUUCGACCAGUCCGGUAUCUACGUCGACGACCCUUCGAACGCCGCCGCGCUCUCAGGCAACAAUCCCUCCUCAGCGGGCGAGUGAGGGGUGGUGGUGGGCUGCUGGACAUUUCCGUCUACUCUGUCCGAAUGUGCGAGGCAGAACUGAGAGGGAAGACAAUGGACGAAACAAGGCACGGAGCGGGGAGGUGCGCCCGAAUGAGGGGAGGAGUCUUGUUGGCGGUGAUUGGAUGCUCGCGGUGGCAACGGGCAGGCGCCGAUGGGGCAUGCGUACAUGCUGCGCUUUAUCUGCAACUCGCCUCUCUUCUUCACCUCCAUUAUUGUCCCUCCUUAGACACACUCUCCUUUUCUCCACCCCUCGUCCGUCGUUGGCCCCUGCUCGUCCUCGUCCUCUUGCUGCACAUCGCACAUUAGAUAUCCGCCAUGAUGCACUCUGCGUUCGCCGCGCUCAUCCUCGCGCUCCCGCUCACUUCCCUCGCCCGUCACGAAGACGGCGCGCUCCGCCGCCGGCACCACAACGUUGCCCGCAGCAGCAGCAACAACGGCCCCACCUACAUGCGCCGCGACUCCAACUACACGCUCCAAAACAAGUUUGUCGGAGAGGACUUCCUCGACUGGAAUUUCUACG
Molecule: messenger RNA, 866 nt
Organism: Laetiporus sulphureus 93-53
Lineage: Eukaryota; Fungi; Basidiomycota; Agaricomycetes; Polyporales; Laetiporaceae
Exons: 3
Coding region: 164-652 (162 amino acids)
Source: RefSeq, a predicted model, not a curated record